UUGUGUUCCGAGGUUCGGCAGGGAGAAAGGACAACACGGCAGCCGAUCCUGGGUCGGCUUCUUCCGCUUGUUGCGGCUGCAGUUGCCGCUCAGCUGAUCCUGGGUCGGCAACAACAGGUUGGGGAGCCUGCGCGGCGAACGGGAGGAGUCUGCCAAUCACAGCUCACCUGUUGUGAUCUAAGAGAACGCCACUGAUUGAACAAGCUGAGGACACGCCCUGGACGGGACAGAUGCUGUAGGCGAGUCUGUGCCGGGAAUGCAGCCCGUCUGGUUCUCCUCAAACGGGUCGGACUCCGCCGACUGGUCUGGAAGUGACUUUUCAAUCGGCGCUCGGAAACGACCCUUCCGUCUUCUCCUCGUCCCGCGGCAGGAAAAAUGGCGCUCAACCUGAGCAAGAACGGCGCUGAGCUGAUGGCGGCCUACAAGGAGGUGGUGGACACCCGCUCCGACACAAACUGGGCUUUGUUCACCUACGAGGGCAACAGCAACGCCAUCCGUUUGGCGGGAAAAGGAGAUGGGGGACUGGAGGAGAUGGUGGAGGAGUUGAACAGCGGGAAGGUGAUGUACGCCUUCUGUCGAGUACUAGACCCUAAUUCUGGUCUGCCCAAAUACGUCCUCAUCAACUGGACAGGUGAAGGAGUGAGGGACUCCCAGAAAGGCUUGUGUGCCAAUCACCUGAGUUCGGUCGCCAACUUCCUGAAGGGCGCCCACCUAACCAUCAACGCUCGAGACGAGGACGACGUGGAGCCAGAAACCAUCUUGUCUAAAGUGUCCAAAGCGUCAGGGGCCAACUACAACUUCCACAAAACAACACAACAGUACGGAGACGUUCCCAGAGGACCUGUGGUGAGAAAGACAGCGUGCAUGAUUUGGAUAUUAUUGCAAAAAAAAAAAAGGGUAAUGUUCUCAGCAGGUUCUGCGUUCAUGUUCCAGGGUUCCGUUUACCGCAAAAUAAACGCUGUGGACGAAAUUCAUCAAACUGAGAAAGACACUUUUUGGGCGCACGCUCAGAGGGAGGAGGAGUUGCGGCGCCAGCAGGAGGUGAAGAGGGCGGAGCUACAGAGGCAAACCUUGGACAAGGAGAGGAGAGCAAUGGAGGAGAAGGAGGCCCAGGAUCGAGACAUCCGAGUCCACGAGAAAGCCACGUACAUCGACCAGCUAAGAAAACUGGAGAAGCAAAGAGAAGAAGAAGAAAGAGAGAAAGAACAGCUGCGGCGGACUCAUCUGGAGAAAGAGAAGACGAGGGCAGGAGGCGACAUGGCCGUCUCGAUGCACGCCGCUAACGAGGCGAAGGCUUUGAUCUCUCAGCGCUCCUUCAACCCUCGAGACGUCUUCAAGCAGCGGGAGCAGAGUUUGGACCUCAACUACGGGCGCUCUCCCUCGGCCCCGACAGCAGGGAAGCUGAAAAGCCCGUUUUUGUCCCAGACGCCCUUCGAGAGUCCGUCCAUCGCGCGGCCUCAGUCUCCGCCUUCCCAAAAACCCUUUGAGGUUCCCACCAGCCCGCGGGCGGAGACUACGCCCUUCCAGAAGGCCCUGGAAAUCCAAAGCCCUUGGACUCCGCCCACCUCGUCUUGGACUCUGCCCUCUUCGUCUCCUCCUGCCAGGAACUCGCCCGACAUGUAUCGCGGCGGCUUCUCCUAUACGGCGCCACCCGCCGUCCCCGACGCAGACGCGGCCGAGGACGACGAUUGGUCGGACGAGUCCGACAACGACCUCUACAAAGCCGCUCCGGGCUCAGCGUUCGCCGGCACUCUCGAAAAGACGCUGGCGGCGCCCCCUGCUGACAGGAUGUUUCCUCUACACGCAGAAGACAACACGUACCAGGUGCCGCGGCAUGUCGGCGAGCACCACGUCUUUGAUGACAUCAUCCAGGACACCGGCACGGUUGAUUUUGACGAUGGAGGUCAAAACAUGUGUGCCAGGGCCAUCUACGACUACCAGGCUGCUGACGACACAGAGAUCACCUUUGACCCGGGUGACAUCAUCAAGGGGAUUGAGAUGGUGGAUGAAGGCUGGUGGCGAGGUCACGGACCCGACGGCAAUUACGGCAUGUUUCCCGCCAAUUAUGUGGAACUGUUGUAACGUUGCUCUAAAUAAAUGUCGGUGUGUACUUCUUCUUAUGA
Molecule: messenger RNA, 2123 nt
Organism: Nerophis ophidion (straightnose pipefish)
Lineage: Eukaryota; Metazoa; Chordata; Actinopteri; Syngnathiformes; Syngnathidae
Gene: dbnla
Product: drebrin-like a
Exons: 14
Coding region: 376-2082 (568 amino acids)
Biological process (GO): neuron projection morphogenesis; regulation of actin filament polymerization; positive regulation of axon extension
Cellular component (GO): plasma membrane; actin filament; postsynaptic membrane
Molecular function (GO): actin filament binding
Source: RefSeq, a predicted model, not a curated record